UUCUCAAAAACAACAAACAAAUAGCCAAAUGCUAAGGGCCACAGCAGAGCCUUUGCGCUGCUACUCAACUCACAUUCCAAAUCCCCAGUCUCCUUUGUGUAAUGUAAAUCAAGGUUAAUUUUUCACACAGACAAAAAACACACGCAGAAAAUCAACUUGCAAGAUGGAAGCGCGCGCACCUCGCGAUGGUCAGGCGAAGGCACAUGCCAUGGGCAUGGAAAUCUCAAAGGAAUGCGCUGAAAUGGAAGACUUUGUGAGAAGAAUCGGCCACGCAAUGCAAGAUACAAGCACAUUAAUAGAGAAAAGUCCAAGGCCGAUGCAGGAGCAGGCCAACAAAGAAGCUCUCUCCCAGCAGAUGGAAGCAAAGGACAGUGUAAGCAACCCCCCCGCAGAAACCGACGAACCCAAUAAAACAGAACCCAGCACAAUGAUCGAGAGCGAAGAGGCAGCCGAAGAGCGAUUUAAGGGAACAUUGAGCGAACAAUCAUUGAGGGCCGAAGAGAAGGCAAAACUAAAAGAGAAAGAGGCCAAAGAGCAGGGAAAAAAAGAGAGUGCCAUGGCCAAGGAGGAAAGAAAACUAAAAGAGAAGCAAACCAAAGAGGAGAGGCAAAGAGCGCAGCUAAACGUUUUAAUGGAAGAGGCGAGAAGAGGAAACGAAUCCAGUCUCAAGAGCCCCAGGACAGAGAUCAAAGACAGCGAAAUCACAACUGAGCCCAAGGUGCAGGCAGCCAAUGCACAGGACACGAUUAAAGCGCCAAACUGGAUAUCGAAAUAUCUGAAAAAGCCGAAAAAGGCCAAGGCAGCCAAGUGGAAAGUGGACAGUGUCAAAAUGAAAGAGGAUGUGCAACAAUUUCUAAGCGGAAUCGAGGCGCUGGACACGAAGCAACGCGAGGAAGACAGGCAGGAAGCCGAGGAGGCGCUUGAAAUUGUCUUGAAUGAUGACAAUAUGACGUCCUGGAGAGCCUUAUUGAGGGAUUUGAGCCAAACGUCCACAUUCUCGGUGGCCAGCGCAAGUCUCAGCUCAUCCCAACUCUCCUCGGAGCCCAGAACGGUGGUGCACGCCAUUCUCCGUCGCUCGGCCAAAAUGGAGUACAAGAAUCAGCUGCAAGUCCUCAAGGAGACCUACAACUAUCGUAAACUGCUGCUGCAGAAGCUCAAGCAGGACAUGAAGUCCAGCCACAAGAGCGAGACCGAAGAGCUCCGCAAGGCGUACAAAGAGAUGAGACCUCCAAAGCUCUGUAAAUUCUUUAAGCUGAACCCCCGACAAAGCUAAGGCUGAAGAUCGUAGAACUUAUGGAAGAUCCUAGCCACAAACCUGAAUAACUUUCAUUUCAGAUCUUGACCGAACAAUGGGAAUUGGCCCGACUUACCCUCGUUUAAAAUGCGCAUUUCAUUUUGCACUUGCCACUUGCCACAAAACUCAGCUUGCAUCUCAUUAGGAGUGCUGCAACCCACUUUCGUUGUAACGAAACAACCGGACUACCGUCGGUCCCCGGUGGUAUGCAAAAGCUUUGUCCGCUGCCACUUUUGUUUUUGCACGUUGAAAAGAAAAAAAAACAAUAAAAAUAUCCCAUAGACAAUGAA
Drosophila guanche is the source of this 1584-nucleotide messenger RNA. RefSeq names its product caldesmon. The transcript is spliced from 2 exons. Lineage: Eukaryota; Metazoa; Arthropoda; Insecta; Diptera; Drosophilidae. The record is from RefSeq and is a predicted model, not a curated record. The coding region runs from base 164 to 1273 and encodes 369 amino acids.